AUGGAGAACUUCCCAGAUGACAUUCUGAUCCGUAUACUUUCUGAAAUACCUGCCGAAGAGUUGGUCCUGGUGUGUCGUUUGGUGUGUAGUCAAUGGAAGAACAUAAUUGAUGGACUAGAUUUCUGGCAAACAAAAUGUAUGCAAGAUUGUUUUAUGGAAACAGAACUAGAAAAAGAACCAAUAAACUGGAAGACUGUAUACUUUCUCAAUAAAAGAAAAAGAAAUUUGCUCAAAAAUAACAGCGGAGAAGAGGAAUUCGAUUACUGGGAAGAUUUGAAUUAUGGAGGAGAUGGUUGGAAAAUAGAGGACCUUCCAGGAGAUAAUGGAAAUGAUUUUCCAUUUGAAGGAAUAAAGAAAUAUUUUGCAACAUCAUUUGAAUGGUGCAGUAAGUCACAGCUUAUAGAUCUUCUUAGUGAAGGAUACUGGGAGGAUCUGCUCGACACAGAUCAACCGAAUAUACUUAUUGAAGACUGGUAUGCAGCUAGGUCUGAUUCAGGAUGUUUGUAUGAACUCUGUGUGCAGCUUCUAUCUGACAACAAAGAUAUAAUCACUGAAUAUAAGAGCGAGAUAAUAACAAUUCCACAGUUUAGUGAUGCCAGCUGGAACCAGAUAAACCACACAUUUUCAGGAUAUGGACCUGGUGUAAGAUUUAUAAGAUUCCAGCAUGGUGGUCAGGACUCGGUUUUCUGGAAAGGAUGGUAUGGUGUACGUGUUACCAACAGCAGUGUUACAAUACAACCUUAAGACAUCUGGAAUGAAGACACUCUAUCUACUUAGCAUGUUCUUCUUUAUGUUCUUCUGAUGCUGCAUAUAAUAUUGAUAAAGAAGAAAUAAUCCUGCUGAAGAAGAGAAGAUUCUAUCACAAUCCUUAUCUUAUAAUUUUUAGCUUGAUUGACCUAGUUUAAGUUUAUAUUUAUUUUAAUAUGGUCUUUAAAGCUCACUGUAAUAUUUUAGAGAUUGCUGAAACUAUUUUUGCUGUCAAAUUAAAAUACAUUAAAGAAGAAGGAAAGGUAAAUAAGUAAACUUUAUCAGAAAGGUCUAU
Molecule: messenger RNA, 1042 nt
Organism: Xenopus tropicalis (tropical clawed frog)
Lineage: Eukaryota; Metazoa; Chordata; Amphibia; Anura; Pipidae
Gene: fbxo2
Product: F-box protein 2
Exons: 5
Coding region: 1-744 (247 amino acids)
Cellular component (GO): cytoplasm
Source: RefSeq, a predicted model, not a curated record